Molecule: messenger RNA, 392 nt
Organism: Symbiodinium pilosum
Lineage: Eukaryota; Dinophyceae; Suessiales; Symbiodiniaceae
Source: the annotation of a GenBank genome assembly
GUGAUGAUCACCGGCCCAACGGGAGCUGAGAUGCUACUCCCGGAGGAUCCCGAGGCCAACAUUGUGAUGCUGGCGACAGGGACUGGCAUUGCCCCGAUGCGAGCGUACUGCCGGUACCUCUUCAACGACAAGGUGGCGGCUGAGGGUGAUGGCCGCAAGUUCAAGGGCCUGGCUUGGCUCUUCAUGGGUGUGCCUUACAGCAAGUCCUUGCUGUAUGACGAUGAGCAUCAGGAGUACAUCUCCAAGUAUCCGGACCAGUUCCGCUACGACUAUGCCAUUAGCCGUGAACAGAAGAAUGCCGCGGGCCAGAAGAUGUACAUCCAGACGAAGAUGGCAGAGUACGCCGAGGAGCUGUGGGAGCUUAUGCAGGACGAGAAGACCCACAUCUACAU